AAUUAGAUAAUAAUUGAUUAUUGUUUAUGUGCAAAUCGUAUAAACCAACUACCACUCUUUAUUUUUAAACUCCAUUUGAAAGUUUAUCAGGAGAACAGGACUUAAAUGAUUGUAUCGCAAACGUAUCAAAUUUAUGCAAAGGUACGCAGCUCAUUGAAAUUCUGUAACCGGGACGAAUGAAGCAAAACAAGAAGUGAAAAAGAAAGAGAAACGAAGAGAGUCUUGAGCUUCAGCUCAGAAAGGGUACAGUUCCUCAAAUCGAACCGAUGUAACCUUCUGAAUCGCUGUCAGUUUAUUGUCUGUGAUUUUUUUAUUUAGAAUUCGUUGACUGCACGAUCGUGGAAGUAUAAUGUACACGCGACUGAAGAAAUGUGACGCUAUAACGAGAAAGAAAGCAUGUGUUAAAUUUUACUGUGAUUUAGCAAAGUGCGAAGUUGAAACAAACGAAAUUCAAGCUAAACCUUUCAAAGAUAUCCCUGGACCAAAAUCGUUGCCUGUUAUUGGAACACUUUACAAAUAUCUGCCUAUAAUUGGUGAAUACAGUUUUACAAAAGUGUAUGAAAGUGGAAGAAAAAAAUUCAGUCGAUUUGGACCGUUAGUGCGUGAAGAAAUAGUGCCUAAUGUAAAUGUGGUAUGGGUUUAUCGGCCAGAAGAUAUAGCCGAAAUUUUCAGAGCCGAAUCAGGUUUACAUCCAGAACGAAGAAGUCAUUUAGCUCUUUUAAAAUAUCGAAAAGAUCGUAGCGAUGUGUACAGAACCGGAGGCCUAUUACCCACAAAUGGACCAGAAUGGUGGCGAUUACGAAAAGAGUUUCAAAAAGUUAGCAGCAAACCUCAAGACAUAAUCAAUUAUUUGGAAGAAACAAAUUGUGUUGUCCAAGAGUUUGUUAAAUUAUGUAGCAGUGAAACAUUUGAUGACCUUUUACCAAUUUUAUCACGCUUAUAUCUUGAAUUAACAUGUUUAAUUGUAUUUGAUACAAGACUGAAUAGCUUCUCAAAAGAGGAAAGAGAAAAAAAUUCAGUAAGUUCAAAACUAAUUGAGGCUGCUUUUGCAACAAAUAGUGCAAUUUUAAAAUUAGACAAUGGAUUACAAUUUUGGCGUAUUUUUGAAACACCAUUAUACCGAAAAUUGCGCAAAGCACAAACAUAUAUGGAAACGGUUGCAUUAGAAUUAGUAUCCCGUAAACAGAAGGAUAUGCAAGCAAGAUGUAGUAAAUCAUUUCUGACUGCCUAUUUGGAAAAUCCUGCUUUGGAUAUUAAAGAUGUUGUGGGAAUGUCUUGUGACAUGUUACUUGCUGGCAUAGACACUACUACUUAUAGUACAGCUUUUGCUUUGUAUCAUCUGGCAAAAAAUCAGAGCAGUCAAGAUAGAUUAAGAUCCGAAGUCAUGCAGUUGUUACCCAAAACUGAUCAACCAAUAACAGCGGAUGUUUUACGAAAUGCAACUUACACCAAAGCUGUGAUUAAAGAAAGUUUACGUCUAAAUCCUAUUUCUGUAGGAAUUGGACGCAUUUUACAAAAUGAUGUUGUUCUCAAUGGAUACCAAGUACCUAAAGGAACUGUGGUUGUAACACAAAAUCAAGUCAUUUGUCGACUUCCUGAAUAUUUUAACAAUCCAGACUCAUUUAUACCAGAAAGAUGGCUUCGUGAGAAUGUAGAUAAAAGUAACAAGGGAAGUUCUGGGAAACCUGUUCAUCCUUAUACAUUAAUACCUUUUGGUCAUGGUCCUCGUUCUUGUAUAGCUAGACGAUUUGCAGAACAAAACAUGCAAGUGCUAUUGUUGCAGAUGUGUCGGCAUUUAAAAUUUGAUUGGAUUGGAGAAGAGCUUGGUAUAACAUCUUUAUUAAUUAAUAAACCAAAUGCACCAAUAAAGUUAAAUUUUCACAAAAUCUCAAAAACAACAUGCAAGUGAA
This is a messenger RNA of Megachile rotundata (alfalfa leafcutting bee), 1910 nucleotides long. It is a transcript of the gene dib, whose product is annotated as Cytochrome P450 302a1, mitochondrial. The record is from RefSeq and is a predicted model, not a curated record. Lineage: Eukaryota; Metazoa; Arthropoda; Insecta; Hymenoptera; Megachilidae. Gene Ontology annotation, molecular function: heme binding; oxidoreductase activity, acting on paired donors, with incorporation or reduction of molecular oxygen; iron ion binding.